CCUCAGGCCGCAAGGUGUGGAGGACUGUUGUAAUAGGUGCGAACGAAGGCCUUCGUCUCCGCAGCGCAAAAUACAGAGCCGGACAUCCUGUAUCAACGACGCGGCCAAAGGACCCCACUACAGUCCUUCGCGAUCUUCAUGGAGCUUUCCAGCCGUAUACUCGAGCAAGUGCUUGAACCAAGCUUCAUAUUCAAGAGCAGGGAGGAAUUCCUACGACAACAUAGCGAUACAGCUGGCAGCGUGCCAUGGGCGGAUUCGCAGCUAAAUCCAAGGAAUCGAAUCGAGACGCUGAACACCCGGCCAGGCUGCGUCUGGCGCAUCGAUGGUGCUACGCGCUAUGGAACCCAGUUCUUCACUGUUCCGGCGACAAACUCGGUCCCUCUUCGCAUUGACACUUAUAUUCGGGACCAAAAGGACGUACCGAUAGCGCUCAGACACGUGCUCGACUGCGGACGCUCCGUUGUAGCGAGAAGUUCGCGUGUGCGACAGCUUGCAAUCGCGCGUCAUAUCUGCAACGCCUUAGAUCGGCGCUCGAGAAUCGAGGAAGCUUUCAUGGAGCGCCUGAAGGAGUUGCCAUUCGGUUCCAAACUCGUGUGUCACAACGUGGUCGCGGAUGUGACUAGAAUGUCGCUGCAAAUCGUGCCAGCAUACGACUUGGAGAGAAGAAUGCUUUCGAUCCAAAAAUUACGGCAACUUUGGGGUGACGAUGUUGCCGAAGAGACAUGGCCGGAGAUUAUAAGUUUGGAGGAGCUGAGCAUGAAACAACAGCUCCAUGACACCAUUUCGGUCGUAACAAUUAACGGCCGACCGGGGAAGUACAUCUUCAAGUCCACGACGAACGAACCAGCUGUAUUGUACCACGAACUCAAGAUCUUGCUGACGAUGCCUCCUCAUCCUAAUAUCAUCAAGCGGCCGAUCAAUCUGGUUACCAAGGCAUGCUGCUUCGGCGGAAAACGAGGAGUAUGUGGAAUGAUUUUGGAGUACAUCACUGGAGGUGCUCUGCGGGAUGUGUUGCCUGAAAGAGCGCUUUCGGGGACGCUGACGCUCCGGUGUAAGGUGAAAUGGAGUCGCGAAGUUGUGAUAGCUUUGAUCCAUUUCCGCGAAAGUACCAAGAGCUUCUAUUCGGACCUACGACCCGAUAAUGUUCUUUUAUCAGGGCCGUCGGCAGAUGUAGCGAAGGGGACAUACCCUCCUUUCCCAAACGUGGUACUCGUGGACUUCGAACAGCGCGGCAACUGGCCUUCCUGGACGCCUCCUGAACUCCGGUGUUUUCGGUACCUUAAGGACCUAGCGGAUGAUCCACGCACAACAGCCGACCAAGGACCAUGGCGUUGUUUCGUGGAGGACUAUCCUUCGGUUGACCAUGGCCAUCAUGACGCCGCUUGGUCUUAUCUUUCGUUCGAAGCCCAAGAGAAAGCAAUGUCGUAUUCUCUCGGCCUGUUAAUGUACUGUAUUUUUGAGGGUUUAAGCAAUUCGAGGCAAAAUCUCGCCACGGGUUUUGACUGGGAACCGGGUCUGGAGUUCCCUGAAUUCAAGGCAACUCCCGCCGCCAUAAGACAGCUUAUCAGCCGUUGUGUAGGGAACGAAUCCUUUUCGGACCCGACGUUACGUCCAUGUACAGAUGGCGAGGCGGGCUUAUGCGAUCAGGCACUGAGGACGCAGCAGCGCUUGAAAAGAGAGGGGGGCAGGCUAAUAGUUGGACUCUGCACGAGACAUGGCUCAACUAGAGAUUGCGGAAAAGACUGCAUAUAUGAGGCCGGCAUAAACCACUGGAAAGGGACUCUGAAAGAGCUAGAGAACUUCCUUGCAACAAGAAGGUACCAGACUAUUGGAAAAACUCGGCCAACCUUCAAGGAAAUAUUAGCAGUUCUAGAACAAAUAGGCUCAUAAAUGGCCUAGCGUCCAUGAAAACUACACCUGCGAGCG
Molecule: messenger RNA, 1926 nt
Organism: Trematosphaeria pertusa
Lineage: Eukaryota; Fungi; Ascomycota; Dothideomycetes; Pleosporales; Trematosphaeriaceae
Exons: 1
Coding region: 139-1890 (583 amino acids)
Biological process (GO): protein phosphorylation
Molecular function (GO): protein kinase activity; ATP binding
Source: RefSeq, a predicted model, not a curated record